Molecule: messenger RNA, 6351 nt
Organism: Pecten maximus
Lineage: Eukaryota; Metazoa; Mollusca; Bivalvia; Pectinida; Pectinidae
Product: protein HIRA-like
Exons: 27
Coding region: 110-3097 (995 amino acids)
Biological process (GO): DNA-templated transcription; chromatin remodeling; regulation of DNA-templated transcription
Cellular component (GO): HIR complex; nucleus
Molecular function (GO): protein binding; nucleosome binding
Source: RefSeq, a predicted model, not a curated record
GUGACCUUAGCUAAGAUGGCGGGUGCUUGAAUUGCCCGGGAUAAGAAAAUGAUGGGACAACAAACAAUAAGUUUUCGUUGCUGAUACCGUGCAUGCAGAACUCCUUACCAUGCGACUUCUGAAGCCAAGUUGGGUCAACCAUGGCGGAAAACCAAUAUUUUCCGUGGACAUUCACCCAGAUGGAUCUCGUUUGGCUACUGGUGGUCAAGGAGAAGAUUCUGGAAAAGUGGCCAUUUGGAACAUGGGGCCUAUCAAAGAUGAAAGGGAAGAGAAAGAUGAAAAUAUUCCCAAGCUCCUGUGUCAGAUGGAUAAUCACCUAGCAUGUGUGAAUUGUGUUCGCUGGUCAAGCAGUGGGAAGUACCUAGCCUCUGCCGGAGACGACAAACUGGUGAUGGUCUGGCAGAUAUCAAAUUAUGCAGGAGGUACCAGUGUGUUCGGGUCUGGCAAGCAGAAUGUGGAGCAAUGGCGUCCAGCCAGUACACUGAGGGGCCACACUGGCGAUAUCUUGGACCUGUCCUGGUCGGGUAAUGAUGCGUGGCUGGCCACCUGCAGUGUAGACAAUACAGUCAUUGUGUGGAAUGCUGAGAAGUUCCCAGAACAGAUUGUCAUGCUGAAAGGACAUAAAGGGCUCGUGAAAGGUGUGACAUGGGAUCCAGUUGGCAAGUACCUAGCCUCACAGUCGGAUGACAGGAGUGUGCGGAUUUGGAGAACUAAAGACUGGCAGGAGGAGUCUGUGAUUACAGAACCAUUCCAGGAGUGUGGAGGCACCACUCACGUCCUGAGACUAAAUUGGUCACCAGAUGGUCAUUACAUUGUGUCUGCUCAUGCCAUGAACAACUCCGGACCUGUAGCACAAAUCAUUGAACGGGAUGGCUGGAAGUGUACCCUGGAUUUUGUGGGACAUCGCAAGGCCAUCACCUCUGUGAGGUUUAAUCCAAACAUAUUUUCAAAAAAAUUGAAAAAGUCGUCAGAAAAGGUGCAACAGUACACAUGUUGUGCGAUUGGAAGCCGAGACAAGUCCUUAUCAGUUUGGCUGACCUCAUUGAAAAGACCCCUGGUUGUUCUCCAUGACCUGUUUACCAAUUCUGUUUUGGACAUUACAUGGGGAAAGAAUGGGAUGGAGUUAGUGGCUGGGUCUUGUGAUGGAAGCAUUGCCUACGUUGACUUCAGCCCAGAGGAGAUUGGUGUAGCCCUAUCUCAAAAGGAGAUGAACAUGUUUCUGGAGAAAAUUUAUGGGAGAUGCUUAACAGCAAAAACUCAAGGUAACUCUGCAAAUCAGAUCAUAGAGUCGACUGCUCUACUAAAAUUACAACAGCAGCAGAGACAGAAACAGGAGGAAGAGAAAAAACAACAACUUCAACUGUCUAAACAGGAAACACCAGAGAAAAUGGAUACCUCUGGUAGUCGUUCGUCCUUGAUGAAUGGAUUAGAUGGACCAUUCAAGCCUAGAGACAAGCAGAUAGAGACAAAAACACCGGAUGGACGGCGAAGGAUCACCCCAAUAUUUCUAUGUCCCCAGCCAGAUGUCAGUGGCAGUGUGAUCCCUGCCCCCUAUAGUGCCAUAAGCAGUAGUAUCAAGUUCACUACAUCUAAAGACACGAGUAAGAUCCGUGUGGAGAAACAGAAUAUUGUAACACGACCAGGUCUUGCCUCACCGUCACCCAAGUCCAACCAGACAGCCAGUAUGUCCUCACCUCCGGCAGGCUCCACUCCAAAGUCUAGCAGCGAAGCCACACCAAAAUCUAGCAUCAGGGCAGAGUCGCCAAAACCUAUCAAUGCUUCCAUACAGCCAAUGGCAGCCCUUACCCCUGUGAAGGAAAGUGCUGACAAGCCUGAGAAGGUGAAAUCCAAGAAUCUUGUUAGUACACCUGAAAGACCUGAAAAGGACAGAGUCAAAGACAAGAUGAAGGGAGUCAAGCGUAAACAUGACGGUGUUCAUGGGGAGCGACUAGAGAGAAGGGGCCGACCACGCAAAGUUGACAAGGAGAGAGCUCUGGCUGCCCAAAUGUCUUCAGCUCCCGCAACACCACAUGUAGAGAAGGAAACAAUACGAUACGUAGCGACGACCUCUGACCUCAAACUUCCAACACCACCUGUAGAAAAGUCUUUCACCAAAUAUAUCUAUGGACGAGCUGCUGAUGAGAAGUCUUCAAUGUUGGAGGUAACAAAUGACAUUCCUCUGGGAACACACAAGGUUCAUCGCAUUCAGCUAGUGCAGGAUGGUGUCAGAGAAUGGGAGCAGGUUCACACUGCCCGAAUCCUGGCCAUGGAAGGCUCUAAGGAAGUGGUUUGUGCUGGCUGUGAGGAUGGAUCUGUACAUGUUUAUUCAGUCUCUGGGCGUCGCUUGGUGCCACAACUUGUCCUUAAUUCCCGAGUAGCAAGACUGUCCGUCAAUGGGCAUUUUGUGAUGGCAGUCUCUCAAAAAGGCAGCUUAUAUGUCUGGAAUAUGCAAACCAAAUCUGCUGUGAUAAAAGAUGUUAACCUUUCUUCAAUAAUGUCCGGAGAGGAUAAUAUUACAAGAGCAUCCAUGACUAAGGAUGGUGUUCCCAUGGUUACACUGUCUACCCACAAGUCUUAUACAUUCUCACCAGAUCUGGCAUGCUGGACACUGUUAUACAGUAAAGAUGAUCCACUACAGCAUUGCUCAGAUCACCAUAGCUACACUCCAGCCACCUCCAUACUGAGGACUCCAGGCCCACUGGCCUCACUACAGCCUUUACAGGACAGACUUGGAUCCCUUGCUGGGCGUGUACUGAGUUCAGGACACCACCUUCAGCAGACAGCCACCCUAAGUCACCUGGAGUCUCAGCUCACGGCCUGUGUGUCCCUACAGUCUGGAGCCGAGUACAAGUUCUGGCUACACACCUAUGUCCGCUACAUUGUCAAAGAAGGUUUAGAAACCAAGCUGAGGGAAGUGUGUGACGAGUUAUUAGGCCCUAUAUACAAAAGCAAGCGGAAAUCUUCCUGGAACUCGUGUGUCAUGGGUAUGGAUAAGAGAGAUAUACUACAGGAGAUUUUACCUUUAAUUGGUAAAAAUCUGAGCCUGCAGAGACUGUUCACAGAAUACCAGGAACAACUGGAUACCAUAGACAGGUGAACGAGGCAUUCCUCAGUAGAUGGAAAGAUACAACUAGGAUGUAUUCCUGUUUACCUGGAGAUCUAGCUAAAAUCACACUCCAAGAAAAAAGAACAUCAGAAGUAUUAAAACUUCUCUGUAAAGCUUUGGACUUCCUGCUAGAGUCUGCAAAGCCUUUUGAAGGAUUCAAAAGAUAAUUGUAUGCUACAAUGGAAUCUGAAGGAAAAGAGUUGUGAAAAAAAAUUACAAAUGUGUCAUGAAGCAUUUGUAAUACACAUCAACGUAUUGCAUACACAAUCAUUCAGGAUUAGUGAUACGGAUGCAAGGCACUCUUGUUAUGGUCAAGCUGAAGAACUGCAUCAAACAUCACAUACACAGUCAUUAGAGAUCAAUGCCAAGUACUUCAGGUUCAGACUAUAUCCAAACCAUUUAUGAUAGGUCCUCACAAGUGAAAUGUGAAUUUUUCUCUCAUUGCUCACAUGAUUUGGAAUAGAGGGACAAUUUUCACAAAAAUCUUAAUGUUGCAUACCAUAUCUUGAAUGUAAGCUAGGUUUUCUGGGAUUCGAAAUAAAUCAUAUAAUUUCAAUGAAAUCUGUACACGGUAACAGACUUACAAGGUUACAUAUGCCAGAGCAUAUUUGCAAGAAUUCUGGAUACAGCAGAUUUCGAAAGAUUCUAAACAGUGAGUGGAUUCUCUCAUCACCAAUUCAUUGCUUAGUUUCUCGCGUGAAAACCCCAGGGAAUUUCUACCGUGUAUUUAUUAAUACAGUUUAUGCGGUUCUGUAGUAUAGUAUGAAAGGAAGCUGAUUAACCCAUCUCAAGAUGUAUUGACCUAUGCAAGCAUAUUCUAGACAACUUGUGUUUAAGAAUUGUCCGUGUAAGACCGCCACUUUAGUUGAAGUGUCUAUUAUUUAUUAGUACAUUUUAAAAACUGCUGGUCGUGAUAUAUCUUACCUUGCUAUAAGAUUUGGGGUGUAUUUUAGAGAGGUGCUGAUUCCUAUAAGAUUUGGGGUGUAUUUUAGAGAGGUGCUGAUUCCUAUAAGAUUUGGGGUGUAUUUUAGAGAGGUGCUGAUUCCUAUAAGAUUUGGGGUGUAUUUUAGGGAGGUGCUGAUUCCUAUAUUCACUUGUUAUUCUGUCACUGCUAUAGCUUUACCCUUACAGUUAUCAUCUACACUCCGUAUGUCAUAGUAAAACAGGACUACUGUAGCCAACAGCAUUAAUAGCUGAUGUUUUGUUACAGAUAGUAAACGUUUACUGUGAAUGGACAUUAUGUGAUCCUGGUUCUUCACAUGAUUACCUAAUCUUUAGCUUUUAUCUACCAUGUGAUAAAAAUAGUGUUUUCCAACUUUCUGAUAGGAUAAUCCUAAGUAUUGCUUAAUGUACAUGUUAGAUAGAAUGAAUUACUCUGUAACUCUAUCAAUAUAUUUGUCAUCUCAUAAACCUGUCUUUUCCCAUAGCAACGUUGUUAUCAUUAUCUAAUUAACCAACCGUUCCCAGGGCAACAUCGUUAUCAUCAAUUCAUUACACAGUCAUUCAGAAACUUCUGUCAUUAUUUAUUAUCAAAUUUUUACAAAUAUUUCUUUCAAAAAUUAUUUGUCUAGCAGGAUAUCAUAUUUAGGAAGUGUUCAGUGUUUGAUAAUGUGGUAUAUGAAACACCAUAACAAUAUGAUACUUCUUCAUGUUCAUUUGAAGCGAUGUAUGGCUUGACAAGAGUCUUAGGAAAUAUAGUUUACCAGGAGGCAGCGACUUGAUCAGUACUAAACUUUCUGUCUUUUACUGAACCAUGUCAGAGUUAUGAACCGCUGUAAAACCAUCCCAAUUAUAGUAUUGUUGAGACCAAAGUUUCCUACAAUGUUUCAUUAGUGCCACCAGUGUAUUAUGGUUCAUGUUUGUGAAUAUGUGAGUGAGUAGUGUGUACAUGUAGAGUAUAUACAUGUAUAUGUGUGAGAGGUGCUGUGUCGGAGGGGUCAGUAAUGGAUGUGUGAGGGUGUCCCUGAUAGAGAAGGUUACCUCUGUAGAAGAGGGAAAUUAUCUGUCGUGCAGUGACAUGCAUCUAUCAGGUUUAUAAUGUGCUGUUUCCUCACUUGACUGUACUAGCUGCAUUAUAGUGCUGAGAUAUUGUUUCUUCUCAUUUCCUCCCUUACUCUCUUUCUCUACUAGGAAUUCUACCCUUUCUUUAAAUAAACUGGGGUUUGACCUGUGUAUAACAAAUGAUGGCCGGACACAGAACUACUCUUCCUCUAACCUACCAAACACAUACAGAACCUCUGUCCUACCAAACACAUACAGAACCUCUGUCCUACCAAACACAUACAGAACCUCUGUCCUACCAAACACGUACAGAACCUCUGUCCUACCAAACACAUACAGAACCUCUGUCCUACCAAACACAUACAGAACCUCUGUCCUACCAAACACAUACAGAACCUCUGUCCUACCAAACACGUACAGAACCUCUGUCCUACCAAACACAUACAGAACCUCUGUCCUACCAAACACAUACAGAACCUCUGUCCUACCAACACAUACAGAACCUCUGUCCUACCAAACACAUACAGAACCUCUGUCCUACCAAACACGUACAGAACCUCUGUCAUACCAAACACGUACAGAACCUCUGUCCUACCAAACACAUACAGAACCUCUGUCCUACCAACACAUACAGAACCUCUGUCCUACCAAACACAUACAGAACCUCUGUCCUACCAAACACAUACAGAACCUCUGUCCUACCAAACACAUACAGAACCUCUGUCAUACCAACACAUACAGAACCUCUGUCCUACCAAACACAUACAGAACCUCUGUCCUACCAAACACGUACAGAACCUCUGUCCUACCAAACACGUACAGAACCUCUGUCCUACCAAACACGUACAGAACCUCUGUCCUACCAUACACAUACAGCACCUAUGUCCUACCAAACACAUACAGAACCUCUGGCCUAUUAAACACAUACAGAACCUCUGUCCUACCAAACACGUACAGAACCUCUGUCCUACCAACACAUACAGAACCUCUGGCCUAUUAAACACAUACAGAACCUCUGGCCUAUCCAAUACAUACAGAACCUCUGGCCUAUUCAAUACAUACAGAACCUUGGUUAUAACCGACCUGCUCCUCUGACCUACAUUAAUCUACAGGUGUUACACCUACGUAACACCAGUGUUAGGUUCACCAAUGUAUUUCCAAUGUUUGUUAUAAUGUGGUGAUUUGUGAAUAAACCACUUCAUUUCACUUGAACUACAACCGUGAAUAAAAGUAGCUAAACAUGA